This is a messenger RNA of Aricia agestis (brown argus), 3210 nucleotides long. It is a transcript of the gene wdp, whose product is annotated as protein windpipe. Lineage: Eukaryota; Metazoa; Arthropoda; Insecta; Lepidoptera; Lycaenidae. The transcript is spliced from 3 exons. The coding region runs from base 260 to 2371 and encodes 703 amino acids. The record is from RefSeq and is a predicted model, not a curated record. Gene Ontology annotation, molecular function: protein binding.
GCAGCGUCAAGCGUGUAGCCGGCCAGUCCGCUCCGUGCCUUCGAGGUGAUAACACUUGUAGUGGCAUAAUGUCCACAGAGUAAAAAGCCGGUGCACAAAAAGUGACAGUGCCUCAGUGAGUGUCGGGAGUUCAGGACUCACUAUUUUUACGACAUCGAACACGACAAUUGCGUGCACUCCAUUUUGCACGUCAUUUUUUAAGUGCAAGAAGUGGGAUGCCUCAAUAUAUUUGAAGUAAUAAAGGUGGCGAAUCUUCAAUAUGGCUUGGCUUCAAACUAAAAUCUUCUUCUUCGUGACAUCCUUACUUCUCGCUCCGACGCUGGCUUCCAUCUGUCCGGACAAGUGCAUCUGCAGCACUACCCGUGACAGCCUACACCGCGCCACCUGCAGCAGUCUUCCAGAUCUGUACAAAUAUACCCUCCGACAGAAGCACCACAACAUUAACAUUCUCGACCUGUCGCACAACAACAUAACCAAAAUCACCCACGAACUCGACAGGCUAACGGAAGUCGUGACUCUCGAUCUAUCUACGAACGGUCUAACGGAUAUCAAUAAAUUUUUGCACAAUGCCAAGAAAUUGGUGCAUUUGAAUUUAGCUCAUAAUCGAAUUCAAUCUAUGUCGUUAUUGCAUUUACCAACUAGUAUCAGUUCGUUGGAUUUGACAAAUAAUUUGAUGAAAAAUGUACCAUCUGAUGUCAAUCAUUUAGCCAGUUUGGAACAUUUGGAGCUUGCAGGCAAUCCUUUAGAAUGUUCAUGCGAAAAUAUUAUCGCACGUGAUCAUCUCAUUGCUAACGGCGUCUUCAUAGAUCAUGUGAAAUGUUCUGGUCCAGCCAAUUUAAAGGGAAAGUCCUGGUUGGAAUUAAAAACAAAAGAAUUGUGUAAAGUUCCAACUUUUGACAUGGACAUGAUGAUGGGUGAUCAGCCAUUUGAUGCUGUUCAGAUAGGAGAAGAGACAACAGCGCUAAGAUCGAUGCCCUUAACCGCCAACACUGAUCUAGAAGAUGGUAAAGUAAUUUCAGAUACUGCACAUGAGAAUGACAAUGAUGAUGAUGAUAACGUACAAUUUAUGAAAGUGGGCCAUUAUUCUUCACCGUCUCGUACUCAUGAAAUAGAAGGAUCAGGUGAAGCUGAGAGUACUACAAUGAUUGAUAUUAUUGAACCUAUUGAAGAACGUAAAAUGUACAAUAAUUUAAUGAUGAGUGAAGAUAUGUUACCAGUCAAUAAUGUUAAAACAACAGAAGAUCCAGAUGAGGGCUCCGGUGAAGGAUCUGGAUUUGGUUACAUUGAUUUUAAUCACGAAACCGACAAGGGUAUUAUAACAACUACGCCCGUUGUUGAAGACUUCUUCCCACCAACUAUACCCAAUGUGUUUGAAGAAGACAGUGAAAAUGAUACGGGUAUGGACUUUCCGAUGCACACCCCGCCUACCAUAUAUCAAGGUGGCUCUGACUGGCACAAAAAAGUGGUGACGGAAGAACCAACUUUAUCCACAAUGAAAGCAGUUACCUUAGAAGCUACAAGAGAUACAACCGUAUCUGAACAAAUUCGCAUAACACAACCGUCAGAAGUUCUAGAUCAAGCGUCUCGUAAUGAAGAAAACGGACCAACUCAUAAAACUGGCACUUAUGUCUGCAUAGCUUUGAUUGUUGUUUUAUUAGUAGGUCUAAUUGGAUUUGCAAUAACUAAAAGUCAAAUGAGAAAGAGAAGGGAUCGAAGGCUGUUAAGACAUCAAAAAAGAGACGUUGAAAAAGCUUCCAAAGAAAUGGUAGAUAUGAACAAGUCAUUACUUGGGAAACCUGCUGUCGCUGAAACUCCAAAUGAAAAAAUAACUAACGGAAAAUAUGAACUCGUGCCUACUCAUGAAGUACAUCAGAAAAAAGAUAAAAAUGGUGAUUUAAGUCAUGGUAAGAAAUACGAUGAAAGCAAUGGCUUAAGAACUGAUAGCCCACGAGACACAAAUCAAAAUAAAAAUAGUUCUAAAGAUAAUAACUUAACUCCAGACGUGCUUCCACCACAAGAGACUUCUUUCGAUUCUGAUGUUGUAGCACCUACCUCGAGAAAAGACACAAAUACAAACUCUAUUUCGAGCGAUGAAUAUUUUGUGCCAAUAAAUGAUGAUGAUGCAACUAGAAUAAACGGAAAUCUAGAGUCAGACACCUCUCAGCCCCUGAUCAAUGGAGACCCAGAUUAUUUAUCACCAUCCCGUGAAUAUGUUCCAGUCUAUUCACCGGAUAUGGGAAGGGUAAGAAUCAAAAUGACCGAGACUCCAAAACCUAAAACGCCUGUACUAGUCACAAGAAGCCGAUCAAACGCUGGAGACAUAAUCAUUACACCGUCAUUAGACAACAAUGCGAUAAAAUCGACCACUUGAGAAGAAUAUUUAUCGAAAAGGACAUUUUUUAAUUCAACGAUAAUUAACAAGCACUUCAAUAUUGGCAAAUUCUGUGAUUAUUCUGUGUUUAUGUGAAGGAAACUGUUUAGUGAUUUCGAGUUCAGAAUUCACGAUGUACUGCCAAAGUGUGUUUGUAGUCGACAGUGCCUUUAUUAGAAACUUAUUAGUGGUAUAAUAUAUUUAUGAUAGUAAAGUGCGCUAAACAAAUCAUAUUUUUAUACGUGUAAAAAGUUGCCAUGAACAUAAAUAAUGUUAAUAGGUAUAAAUCAGUUUUAAAGGUACGCAAGACAUAGAAAAUCUUUUAUGAAAUGAUUAUACAUACAUUUUUGGUUAUAUUCAAGGUUGUGUACUUACUUACCGACAUAAUCUGAUGCAUGCUUUAUUUUAAAUGGUAACAAUGUUCAAACGAUGUCUGUUAUAUUUUAUUUGAAUGUUUUCACGAGUAUUUCCAUGGUGUAAGAAUUAAGUUCCUUAUAAUAUGUAAUUUUAUUGAAUUUAGUUUGCUAAGAUUGUGAUACAGUUAAUUAUUUAAGUUAAUCGUGCAGAAUAUGUAUGCAAGAAGUCUGUUAUAGGAUAAAUUUUGCGUGUUAUUUUUAUUUUAAAGAAUUAUACUUAGACUGGGCUCAUAUUAUUUGCUUGAUUUCAUUGACUUGUUAUUCAUAUUAUUUUACUGACAUAUUUUUUUAUUCAAUAGCUUCGAAUAAUGUUAAUAACUUUAAGAACAAAUGUUUCGUACACCAAUAGAAAUUCAUUUAAUUUUAUAAUUAUUUCAAUAUUUUACAUAAAAAUACUGAAUAAAUUAUUAUUUAUACAAUAAA